GUCUACGAGAACGACUGGUACGGCGACUAUCCCGGCGCUAAGUCCAAGAAACUACCCGAAGCCGAGGCCGAAAAAUAUUUUGGCGGUUCGCACGAGAAUUUUUGUAAAUGGCGAGACAUACCGGAGCUAUUGGACUGUAAGACCAAUCAAAACAACUCGCGCGAGUGGUCGGACCUGUGCGCCAACCCUCAGACCAUUGGUGCGGUAAUGCCCGACAAGAACACCAUACACUUCGUGACCGGCGCCGGCGGUAGUAAGACAUACGGGUUUGACAUGAGGCCCAAACGGGACGCCACGGCGGCCACCGAUCAACGCUUUCACACUAUGAAACCCGGGCUCCAGGACUGGGCCAAGAAGUACAAGGGAUUCAACCCGUCUGAGGGCGGCUUCUGUAUGAUAGACGGCGACCUCUGUGUCCUGAGUCCGACCUCUGCCAAGUGCUGGAACGGCGACUCUGGUCUACUCAUUAUGAUUAACAAGACUGUAGGCGAGGCUGAGGUCGAGGAGGCGGACGCGGCCGACGGCGACCCUAAAGAUGCCGGCGCUCUCAUCAAUACCGAUCCACGCAAUGGUCUGUACGUUAAGAUUAAGGGCAAAGAGGUCUGUUCGUACGUUAUGGACAACGGGCGCCUGUACCAGGACGGCAAGUGUGUGCCCACUGACCAGCAUAAGGCCAAUUAUCCGUCCGAUAUUAUCGCCGCCAUUAAGAAUCGCGCCAACGAGUGGUUCUUCAUUAGGCCCGACGGCACGCACUGUCGGCGCCAUCAAAUGGAUUCCAAUAAGUGCACUGAAUGGCGGGACAACAAAGAGCUGUUCGCGUGCGGCGACGACAACAAACCGCCCGAACACGAGUCGCUGUGCAAUAACCCGAAGAUCAACGCCGGCGGUAAUCAUCCGCCGGAGAUAUACGUCUUCCGCGGCGGCAAAGUGUGGCAGUUUGACAAUCGGCCACAAACUGGCAAACCGUUUGGCAAUCUGUUGGACGGCGCGGAACCGGCCAAAAAUCGUUGGCCAGGCAUUCGCACGCCCGGCGGCUUCGGCGGCAAUCUAGAGAACCCUAUUAUGAUCUACAAUAAGAAGUGGUCGGAGUGGUCGCCGAAGGGCGACAAAGUGAAACUCGACGAAACCAUUGAAACCAAAGUGAUUGAGUUGCCCGACGAGCCCGAAGGCGACCCCACAGACAGGGGAGCGCUGAUAUUGGUGGACAAAGCGGCCGCCAAAUACGCCAAGAUCUUAGCUGAUAAGGCGUGUUACGUGAAAAUUGCCAAAAACAAGGCCUUCUGGACCGGUAAGUGUCGUCCGGUGGCCGAAGAAGAGCACAACUAUCCGCCAGAAGUGGUGGCGGCCGUGAAAGCCGGUGACAAUAAUUGGUAUUUCUUUAACCCGAACGGCAAGUACUGUAAGCGCGCGGACGGCAGCGCACAAAACUGCACGGAAUGGCACCCAAACGGAGAGGCAUUCGGUUGUCAACCGAAAGGAAAGAAGCGGAAGACAAGGGAUACCGAAGCCGUGGCGGACAACGCGGACGCCAAGCGAUCUGAAGGCAGUGAUCGGUCGCAAGAGUUGGAACUGUUGUGCAAGAAUCCGGUGAUCAAUGCGGGCGGCAAUUACGGCCCACAUGUGCUCAUAUUCAGGGGCGGAAAGUAUUGGCAGUUCGACAAUAAGCCCAAAGCGGGGAAACCGUUGGGCGAAUUGGUCGCGGGUCAGGUGCCGGCCAAAGACCGCUGGCCUGGCAUUCGUUUCCCCACAGGCGUCGCCGCUAAGGGUAAGGACUUUGUGGUGGUCUAUAAGGACAAGUGGUCGCGUUGGCGACCGGACGGCAAGCGUAGCGGUUCCGGUCAUAUCCAGGAUCCGGAUAAAGGGGGCAAAACUGGGCCCAAAAGCGUCGCCGCUAAGGGUAAGGACUUUGUGGUGGUCUAUAAGGACAAGUGGUCGCGUUGGCGACCGGACGGCAAGCGUAGCGGUUCCGGUCAUAUCCAGGAUCCGGAUAAAGGGGGCAAAACUGGGCCCAAAAGUAAAAAGCCGGGCGACGCCGACCUUCCCGACGAGGAGGGAAGCGAUCCGACCGGUGAACGCGACCCCAAGAAGAAGCCGACGGGUGGACCGAAAGGAGUGACCACUAAAAAGCCCGGCGCUGGCGAUUUGCCCGAUGAAGAGGGAAGUGAUCCGACCGGUGAAAGGGAUGGCAAGAAAAAGCCGAAGGGAGGGCCGAAAGGUGGCGACAAAAAGGGAUCUAAAACUGGGCCCAAAAAGCCGGGCGAAGCCGGCCUUCCCGACGAAGAAGGUAGCGAUGCGACCAACGAAAGGGAUGGCAAGAAAAAGCCCGGAGCGGGUGAAUUGCCCGAUGAGGAGGGAAGUGAUCCGACCGGUGAAAGGGAUGGCAAGAAGCCUAAGGGCGGGCCAAAAGAUGGCGAUAAAAAGGGUCCCAAAAAACCAGGCGAUGGGGAACCGCCGGACGAAGAGGGCAGCGAUCCGAAUGCCGAACGCGAGCCGAGUCCCGACGAAGCGGAGGCGGCGGCCGUCGACAGAGACCCCACUAAACCGGUGAACAAAGACGAGAAGAUCGAAGACGAAGAGAUGCCCGACGAACCCGACGGCGAUCCCACAGAUUCGGGCGCCGUUUUCCACAACGACCCGAACCCAGACGUGCGGACACACGUGAAGGCGGAUCAGGUCUGCAAUCUGUUGUUCCGCAACAAUAAGCUCUACCAAAACGGAAAGUGCGUGAAUGUGGACGAAGACAGACACGCGUAUCCGCCAGACCUCGUGGCCGCCAUCAAGAACAAGGACAAGGACUGGUUCUUUGUCAACAACGACGGCAAGUACUGCAAGCGAAAGGACAAGAACUUCGAUAAGUGCACGGACUGGAAGGACAAUAAGGAUCUGUUUGGCUGCAACGCUGCCAAAGAAAAUCUGGACCCGAAGGUCGAGAAUCUGUGCGGUAAGCCGAAGAUUAACGCCGGCGGUAAUCAUCCGCCAAACAUAUUGGUGUUUAGGGGCGGAAAGGGCUGGACGUUCGACAAUAUGCCCGAAAAGCACAAACCAUUGGGCAAUUUGGUAGAGGCCGGCGAGAAGCCAGUGAAGGGCAAAUGGCCGGGCAUUCACUUUCCCGGCGCUUUUGGUAGCAAUAAAGACAAACCUAUUAUGGUGUACAACAAGACGUGGUCCCAGUGGUUGCCCAACGGCGACGCCGAUGUUGUCAAUGAACCCAUACUGGAGCUCAACGACAGCCCCGGUGUAGCCAUACUUUUGCCCAACGAUCGCAUAGCCGUUGUGGUCAACGAAUCGGUCUGGUAUUUCCGAAAGAAGGGCCAGAAGUUGUUGCGCGACAACCAUAACAACGGGCCGACACCCGUCGGCAAAACAGUGGAGAACUUUCCGCCGUAUCUGUCGGCUGUGCUGACCAUCAAUCACAACAUCUACUACUUCUUCAAAGGCAGCAAAUAUUGCAAACGACCGCUCGUUGUGGAGGACAACGCCUACUCGCAGACACCGCAACUCGAUUGGGAUAAUAUGCCCGCACUUUUCGACGAGUCCAACACCGAUAUGGUUCCCGAGGAAGAGCUGAAGAAACACUUCACGUUAAAGUCUAAGGAUUCAAACUGCAUAUGGAAAGACAACAGAGACCUAUUGGGCUGCAAACUGCCCAAAGUGUACAAUAAGAUCCGCAAACUGUGCUCAUCGCCGGUCACCAUCGGGAGCGUCAUCUUUGACCACAAGCUGAUCAACGUCUUCACUCACCUCAAGCUCUAUGUGUUCGACCCGACGGGUCGACCGAAGAAAAAUAUGGACCCGGCGUUUACUCGACUGGUGAGCGACGACACGCAACCGGCGCGCAAGUGGCCCGGCUUUGACCAGAACUACGGCCGCUUCUACUCGACCCAAGUGAACCAUCUGUGCGUUAUCCACGAGAACGUGCGCUACACGUGUUGGUCGGCCGACGGCAACAAAUAUGUGGACAAUCGGCCCAUCGGUCCGCCAGAAGAGGAUAUGGAGGACGAAGAGGGCGGCGACGAGAACGGAGACGCCGGCGCUCUCAUCAAUCCGGAAGACAACGGCGGAAAGUAUGCGCGCAUUAAAGGCAAUAAGUUGUGUCAGUUGGCCAUCGAAGACGAGGAGAUGUUCUUCGUUGGCGGCGAUUGUGCGGACGUGAAAACAGAUCCGCGCAAUUUCCCGCCACAGAUCAUAGCGGCCAUCAAACCCAAGGAUAAUAACUGGUAUUUUCACAAUAAAAAUGGCAAAUACUGUAAACGUGCCGAAAAUGAUCACAAAAAGUGUGACAAAUGGGCCGACAAUAAGGAGGUGUUUGGCUGUACGGCAAAGUACGUGAGUCCCGACCUGCAGAGCCUGUGCCAGAACGCGACGAUCAACGCUGGGGGCAAUUUCCCGCCCCAUAUCAUGGUAUUCAGAGGUGGGAAGUACUGGAAGUUCAACAAUAGACCCAAACCCAAGAAACCGUACGGCGAACUCGUCGAGUAUAAAGCGCCCGCCAGAGAGAAAUUCCCGGGCGUUCACACACCCGGCGCUGUCGGCCAUAACGGACCCAACUUUCUGGUCGUACACAACAAGAAGUGGUCCCAAUGGCUGCCCAAUGGGUUCAACGACGUGCUCGACGAACCCAUACUGGACAAGGAGUCGGAACUGCCCGACCAGCCGGAGCUGAAUCCGGCCGACAGGGGAGCGCUUAUACCCACCAAUCAGACGGACCCGAAAGCACAGGAGUACGCGAAGAUCGUGGGCGACAAAGUGUGUUAUGUCGUGAUCCGCAAGAAUAAGCUCUACUGGAAGGACAAGUGUGUGUAUGUGUCGAGAGAUCCGCACAACUUUCCGCCCCAUAUCGUGGCCGCCGUGAAGGCCAAAGACCCCAACAAUUGGUACUUUUUCGACGAUAAGGGCCAACACUGUCACCGACCGGACAAAGACGUCAGCGAGUGCACGAAAUGGACAGACAAUAAGGAGGUGUUUGGCUGUAAGGAUAAAAAAGUGAAACAGGAGCUCAAGUUUUUGUGCUCAAACGUGAAGAUCAACGCCGCGGCUAACGUACCGCCGCAUACGCUGUUCUUCAGGGGCGGAAAGCUGUGGCGUUUCGACGAUAAGCCCAAACCGAAGAAGCCGUUCGGCACUCUGGUCGAGGGUCAGGUGCCGGCGAGCGUCGAGUUCCCCAGCAUUCACUUUCCCGGCGGCGCCGGCCAUCAGAAGCCCGACAAGUUUGUGAUGGUCUAUAAGGACAAGUGGUCGCGUUGGAAGACCGAACCCCUCGUCCCUAAGGUUGCCGGCAGUGAUCCCGACGCUGAGGACAAAGCGGGUCCCGAAAAGGGAAAGGAAGACAAGAAAGACGAUCCGGACGAAGAGGGCAGCGCUCCGGCGGACAGUAGGGACGGGAAGAAAGCGCCCAAAGGAGGCAAAGCGGGAGAAAAGCCCAGCGAUAAGCCGUCGCCUGACGGCGAGGAGAACGCAGCGCUCGAUAAGGACAAAGAUAAGGGCGGAAAGGGUGGCGACGAUCCGUUCGCCGAUACCGGCGGUGCGCUGAUUCCGGUGGACCCGAAAAUACCGCUCUUCGCUAAGAUAAAGGGACCCGAAGUGUGUUAUCUGACUAUACGUAACAAUAAGGCCUAUUGGAAGGGAAAGUGCAAACCUGUGGCCAAAGACGCGAAUAAAUUUCCGCCCAAUAUUGUGGCCGCCGUUAAGAAUAAGGACAACGACUGGUUCUUCGUGGAGAAAAACGGCACGUAUUGUAAGCGCAAAGACAACUCGAAGGAUGAGUGCAACAAAUGGGACGAUAAUAAAGAGCUGUUUGGUUGCGACCAAAAGCCAGUGAAGGCCGAGUUGAAGGAGUUGUGCCGAAACGCGACCAUCAAUUCGGGCGGUAAUGUCGACCCAAACAUAGAUGUGGCCAAAGAGGGAAAGGUGUGGUCUUUUGACAAUAAGCCCAAAGAAGGCAAACCAUUGGGUGAGUUAGUGGCCGGCAAAGUGCCCGUCGAUGAGAAGUAUCCGGGAAUGCAUUUGCCCGGAGGUCUGAGUAAUAAUAAGGGCACUCCUGUUAUGGUGUACCCAAACAAGUGGUCGCAAUGGCCUAAAAAGGGCGGUAAGGCUGGAGGUGCGAGCGAACCCGGAACUGGUGAUGGCGGUGGAGAUGCGAGUAGUGGUGAUGGAGCUGCAGAUAAAGGCGGCAAAACGGACCCCGAGUCUAGUGGUGGUGAUCCCAAGGGUGACGCCAAUGACGGGGCUUUGAUUCCUGUGGACCCGAAAAAGGGAGAGUUUGCGAAGAUUAAGGGCCCGAAAGUGUGUUACUUAACGAUCAAACAAAACGUGGCAAAAUGGAAGGGCAAGUGUCAGCCCGUGGCCGACGAUCCCAACAACUUUCCGCCCAAUAUUGUGGCCGCCAUUAAAAAUAAGGACAACGACUGGUUUUUUGUAGCGAAAAAUGGGACCUAUUGUAAGCGUAAAGACGACUCGAAGAUUGAGUGUAAUAAAUGGAAACCAAAUAAAGAACUGUUUGGAUGUAAAGCUAAGAAAGUGAAACCAGAUUUAGAAGAGUUGUGUGAAAACCCGGCCAUAAAUGCCGGCGGAAAUGUUGACCCAAAUAUCGAUGUCUUUAAAGACGGAAAAGUGUGGAAAUUUGAUAACAAACCCAAAAAAGGCAAACCUUUUGGCGAUUUAGUUGAGGGCAAAGUUCCCGCAGAAGAGAAAUAUCCCGGCAUUCAUCUGCCCGGAGGUCUAAGCAAUAAUAAGGGUAAUCCUGUUAUGGUUUAUCCUAAUAAGUGGUCGCAAUGGCCAAAGUCAGGCGCCGGCGGUUCGAAAUCAGACGAUCCCAAUUCAGGCAGCGGUGAUCCGGAUGGAAGUGCCGGUGAUGGCGACAGUCCUAAGUCUGGCAAAGGGAAGGGCAAACCAAAAGGGGGCUCUAAAAAGGGGAAAGACAAACCCGGAUCAGGAGAUCCCAGUGCCGGAGAACCGGACGAAGAGGAGAGCGCUCCGACCGAUGGCAGAGACAAGAAGAAGGGUGAGCCGGGAAGCGGUGAUGGAGGCGGUGGGGGUCCGGAUUCACCGACAAAUAUACGCGAUAAACCAAUUCUUGGCGAAGACGGCAGCGGAGAUCCAGGUAGUGGUGAACCCAAGGGUGACGAUAAAGACAAGGAUGAUAGCAAUGACGGGGCUUUGAUUCCUGUGGACCCGAAAACGGGAGAGUUUGCGAAGAUUAAGGGCCCGAAAGUGUGUUAUUUAACGAUCAAACAAAACGUCGCCAAAUGGAAGGGCAAGUGUCAGCCCGUGGCCGACGAUCCCAACAACUUUCCGCCCAAUAUUGUGGCCGCCGUUAAGAAUAAGGACAACGACUGGUUCUUCGUCGCGAAAAAUGGGACGUAUUGUAAACCAAAGAAAAAGAAACCAGAAUUAGAAGAGUUAUGUGAAGACCCGGCCAUUAAUGCCGGCGGAAAUGUUGACCCGAAUAUCGAUGUCUUUAAAAACGGAAAAUUAUGGAAAUUUGAUAACAAACCCAAAAAAGGCAAACCUUUUGGCGAUUUAGUUGAGGGCAAAGUUCCCGCCGAAGAGAAAUACCCGGGUAUUCAUCUGCCCGGAGGUCUAAGCAAUAAUAAGGGUAAUCCUGUUAUGGUUUAUCCGAACAAAUGGUCGCAAUGGCCAAAGUCUGGCGCCGGCGGUCCGAAAUCAGACGAUCCUAAUUCAGGCGGUGGUGAUCCGGAUGGCAGUGCCGGUGAUGGCGACAGUCCUAAGUCUGGCAAAGGGAAGGGCAAACCAAAAGGGGGCUCUAAAAAGGGGAAAGACAAACCCGGAUCAGGAGAACCGGAUGAAGAGGAGAGCGCUCCGGCCGAUGGCAGAGAGCGCAAGAAGGAUGAUCCGGGAAGCGGUGACGGAGGUGCUGGUGGUCCGGACUCAGCGACAAAUAUACGCGAUAAACCAAUUCUGGGCGAAGACGGCGCCGGAGAUCCCGGUAGUGGUGAUGGAGACCCCGGCAAAGGAGGGGCAGAUAAAGACGGCAAAAAGGACCCCGAGUCUAGUGGUGGUGAUCCCAAGGGUGAGGCCAAUGACGGGGCUUUGAUUCCUGUGGACCCGAAAAAGGGAGAGUUUGCGAAGAUUAAGGGCCCGAAAGUGUGUUAUUUAACGAUCAAAGAAAACGUGGCCAAAUGGAAGGGCAAGUGUCAGCCCGUGGCCGACGACCCGAAUAACUUUCCGCCCAAUAUUGUGGCCGCCAUUAAAAAUAAGGACAACGACUGGUUUUUUGUGGCGAAAAACGGGACGUAUUGU
This is a messenger RNA of Medioppia subpectinata, 8259 nucleotides long. NCBI's taxonomy places the organism in Eukaryota, Metazoa, Arthropoda, Arachnida, Sarcoptiformes, Oppiidae. The record is from the annotation of a GenBank genome assembly.